Molecule: messenger RNA, 1165 nt
Organism: Nothobranchius furzeri (turquoise killifish)
Lineage: Eukaryota; Metazoa; Chordata; Actinopteri; Cyprinodontiformes; Nothobranchiidae
Product: catechol O-methyltransferase domain-containing protein 1
Molecular function (GO): S-adenosylmethionine-dependent methyltransferase activity; O-methyltransferase activity
Source: RefSeq, a predicted model, not a curated record
CGUUUACUACCUGUAGUACGGUACAGCCGUCACGUGACACGGAAGCGCGUGACCAACGUUCAUCUGAGCUUGUUUUUUAUAAACAUGUCUUAUCCAUCGAAUAUAUGUCGAUGGUUUUAUCGCAGCGUUUCCAAAGAAGCUCUGGUGGGCACCAUCUCCCUCGGAGUUGUUUUUGUCGCAGGAUAUUUUUAUGGGAAGAGGAGGCCUUUCACAAUGAGCAUCUCUAAAAGUCAUGGCGGAGGAAAAGACAACCCACUGAUGCAGUACGUCCUCAAUCACUCCUUGAGGGAACAUCCGGUCCUGAAUAAACUCAGGCUGAGGACGAUGGAAGACCCCUGGAACAUCAUGAUGGUUGCCUGUGAGCAGGCGCAGUUCAUGGCUAAUUUGGCAAGACUGAUUAAAGCCAAGAAAGCGUUAGAGAUUGGUGUAUACACAGGCUACAACACACUGAGCAUGGCGCUGGCUUUGCCUGAUGAUGGAGUUGUUGUUGCAUGUGAUAUCAGUGAAAAAUAUACCAACAUUGGCAAACCGUUCUGGAAAGAGGCUGGGGUUGAACAUAAAGUUGAUCUACGCAUUCAACCAGCAUUGAAUACUCUUGAUGAACUUCUGUCUUCUGGUCAGGCUGAAACUUUUGACUUUGUCUUCAUAGAUGCAGACAAAGUUAACUAUGAUAAUUAUUAUGAAAAGUCUCUAUUACUAGUGAGAAAAGGAGGAAUCAUCGCAAUCGACAACGUUCUGUGGGGGGGGCAAGUCCUGAAUGCAUCCUCCAAAGGUCCAGACACGGUGGCGAUAGACAAGCUGAACAAGAAGCUGCACAGAGAUGUACGAAUCACCUUGAGCAUGCUAACGGUGGGAGAUGGGCUCACGCUGGCAGUCAAACUUUAAGCUUAAUGAAGACACUAAGUGUAAUAUCAACACUAGAUUACUAUUGGGCAAAGGUGCAGGCAUAUUUGGAAACUGUUGCCAGAACAUGUUUGGUUUGUGGGUUCAUGUGAGGAUGUCAAGUUUUAUGCCGCUCAACGUCAAACAUUGCCUCUUGUUUAACUUCAGCUCUUGAAUUUAAGGACCAAGGAUUUAAACGUUUAUGGGGAGAAUAUUGCACUUUGCUUUUACAGUGGUUUUGACCAUGCUGCUUAACUGUAUUAAAAAGGACAUGAAAGAAUGA